UUUACUGUUUAUUUAUCCUCAAAGAAACAAGAACAACAGCGUAAGGGAAACAGUUAUUUUAAAAAACAAAAUUGUUCUAACAAUAAUAGAAAACUUUGCGGUUGUGAUGAUGUUCUGCACCCCCUGUUAAAACCUCAAUGCCAGUUAGUCCAUCUGAAGCAAUAGGUAUUCUUCAACCUCAGACUUCUGCUUUUAUACCACAACUAGUCGAUGUACCAGUAUUCAAAAGUCCAAGAAGACCAAACUUGGGACGGAAAGGCCGAUCUAUUGCGCUUCAUGCUAAUUAUUUUCAAAUUUCAAUACCACAAAUGAUUGUUCAUAAUUAUAACAUAAGCAUUCAACCAAAUAAUUACCCACAAAUGGUUAAUAGAAAAGUUUUUCAAACUAUGGUUGCUGCAUACAAAAAAGUUUUCAGUAGUAUUCAGCCUGUGUUUGAUGGUAAAAAAAAUUUUUAUACCAAAGAUCCACUUCCUUUUGGAAAAGAUCAAGUAGAAUUAGAGGUUAUAUUGCCCACUGCUGGUAAAGAUCGUGUAUUUCGUGUUUUUAUUAAAUGGUUAGCUCAAAUAUCAUUAGUUGCUUUGGAAGAAUCAUUAAGAGGUCGUGCAAAACAGAUUCCAUAUGAUGCAAUUCUGGCAUUAGAUACAGUAAUGAGAUAUUUUACAUCAAUGACUUACACACCAGUGGGUAAAUCAUAUUUUUUUCCUCCUGAAAGAGAAUGUCAUUUAUUAGAUGGUGGUAGAGAAAUUUGGCAAGGUGUUCACCAGUCUGUCCGGCCAUCUCGUUGGAAAAUGAUGCUUAAUAUUGAUGUAACAGCAACAGCCUUUUAUAAACCACAAUCUGUAUUAGAAUUUAUGUGUGAAACUUUAAAUAUUGGAAUAUUAGAAAAUAAACCAUUAUCAAGUGUACGAUUAGAAAAAUUUACUAGAGAAAUUAAAGAUCUUAAAAUAGAGGUUACACAUUGUGGUAAAAUUCGAAGAAAAUAUAAAGUUAUUGAUGUUACUAGAAAAUCAGCUGAAUUUCAAAGUUUUCCAUUGCAAUUAGAAAAUGGGCAGAUAGUAGAUUGCACUGUAACUAAAUAUUUCUUAGACAGAUACAAGAUAAAACUAAAUUAUCCACAUUUACCAUGUCUUCAUGUGGGAAAGGAACAUAGUCACAUAUAUCUUCCUAUCGAGGUCUGUAACUUGUCUGCGGGCCAACGAUGUAUUAAAAAAUUAACUGAUAUGCAAACAUCAUCCAUGAUUAAGCAAACAUCACUCAAUGCUCCUGACCGUGAACAGGAGAUCAAUUCCUUAAUUCACCAAGCUAAUUUGAAUAAUGAUCCAUAUGUAAAAGAAUUUGGUCUUACCAUAUCUAAUAGCAUGAUGAAAGUUUCUGGACGUGUUUUACCACCACCAAAAUUACAAUAUGGUGGAGGAACUUCACUUGAUCAGGAAGGAUUUAAUGGCCAACAAGUAUUUCCCAAACAAGGUGUUUGGGAUAUGAAAGGCAAACAGUUCUUUACAGGUGUUGAAAUUCGUAUUUGGGCAUUAGCUUGUUUUGUGCCCCAGAAAACUGUUGAUAAUAAUGAAUUAAUAAAAUUUUCAACACAACUUCAAAAGAUAAGUAGGGAUGCUGGUAUGCCAAUAAUUAGUCAUCCAUGUUUUUGUAAAUACGCAAUAGGGCCUGACCAAGUAGAACCUAUGUUUAAUUAUUUAAAAUCAACAUUCACUGGAUUACAACUAUUAAUUAUUAUUUUACCAGGAAAAACUCCAGUAUAUGCUGAAGUCAAAAGAGUCGGAGACAAUGUUUUAGGAAUAGCUACACAAUGUAUUCAAGCAAGAAAUGUUAAAAGACCAUCUAUUCAAGUAUUGUCCAACUUAUGUUUAAAAAUUAAUGUGAAAUUAGGUGGUAUCAAUAGCAUUCUUGUACCAAGUAUUAGACCUAAGGUAUUUAAUGAACCAAUUUUAUUUUUGGGUGCAAAUGUAACUCACCCACCUGCAAAUGAUGAAAAAAAACAAUCCAUUGCUGGAGUAGUUGGAUCUAUGGAUGCUCAUCCCAGUCGUUAUGCUGCUACUGUACUUCUCCAACAACACAGACAAGAAAAUAUUCAAGAACUUAGUUCUAUGGUCAAAGAACACCUUAUCAUGUUUUACAAGAGUACUGGAGGUUUUAAACCACAUAGAAUCAUAUUAUAUCGUGAUGGAGUUUCCGAAAGACAGUUUUCUCGUAUCUUACAAUAUGAACUUACAGCUAUUCGAGAGGCAUGUAUAAAAUUAGAAGGAGAUUACAAGCCAGGAAUUACUUUUAUUGCUGUUCAAAGACAUCAUCACACUAGAUUGUUCUGUGCUGAUAAAAAGGAUCAAUGUGGAAAAUCUGGAAAUAUUCCUGCUGGUACAAUAGUUGAUGUUGGAAUAACACAUCCUACAGAAUUUGAUUUCUUCUUAUGUAGUCAUCAAGGAAUUCAAGGAACAAGUCGGCCAAGUCAUUAUCAUGUUUUAUGGGACGACAAUAAUUUUGAGUCUGAUGAAUUGCAAAUUUUAACAUAUCAAUUGUGUCAUACUUAUGUCAAAUGUACACGCUCUGUAUCCAUACCGGCUCCUCUUUAUUAUGCUCACUUAGCUACAUUUAGGUCUAGAUAUCACUUAACCGAAAGACAACAUGACAGUGUUGAUGGAUCAUAUAAAUCUAACCAUAGUGAAGAUAAAACAUCAAGCCUAAAUACAGAUGCUAUUAAAGUACAUGCCAAUACAAAGAAAGUUAUGUACUUUGCUUAAAAUACCACAAUUUAAAAAAGGAGAUUAUUACAAAAAUAUAUAUUUUAAUUUUAGACUAAAUUAAUUAUUAUUAUAAUUUUUUUUUUUUAAUAAUUGAUUAUAUUCUAAUCUUCUUACCAAUUUAACAUCCACUUAUAUGAUUUUAAUUUUUCUAUUUUUGAGUUAAAAUAAUUUCAUUAGUGAUAACCUAUGAUAAUUUUUCCAAAUAUCUUCAUUGUGGUUUAUGUUUCAAAUUAUAUUUUUAUUAUUUAUACAAUGUCAGAUAUUAAACUACGCUUCGGAGCGCCUCCAGUAGAUCUCGAUAUUUACUUUUUAUAUAAUAAGAUUUUAUAAUAUUACACAAGUAUGUAUUAUAUUUAAAAUUUUUGGUUUUUACCCCUGGAGUAUAUAUUUUUUUUUUAUAUAAAACUUUUUGUUUUGGAGUUAAGCUGUAACAAUAACUUAU
Rhopalosiphum padi (bird cherry-oat aphid) is the source of this 3198-nucleotide messenger RNA. RefSeq names its product protein argonaute-2-like. The transcript has 18 exons. NCBI's taxonomy places the organism in Eukaryota, Metazoa, Arthropoda, Insecta, Hemiptera, Aphididae. Gene Ontology annotation, molecular function: protein binding; RNA binding. Bases 138 to 2753 code for a protein of 871 amino acids. The record is from RefSeq and is a predicted model, not a curated record.